Molecule: messenger RNA, 846 nt
Organism: Caenorhabditis remanei
Lineage: Eukaryota; Metazoa; Nematoda; Chromadorea; Rhabditida; Rhabditidae
Exons: 5
Coding region: 1-846 (281 amino acids)
Biological process (GO): alternative mRNA splicing, via spliceosome
Cellular component (GO): cytoplasm; nuclear body
Molecular function (GO): ribonucleoprotein complex binding; protein binding
Source: RefSeq, a predicted model, not a curated record
AUGCCUCUACCGCCGGCACUGCUAGCUCGUCUUCAAAAACGAGGAAUUAUCAAGCAAGAGGAGGAGAUUCUAGCCGAAAACUACGAUAAAGAGCCAGAGAAAAAGCAAAUCGAAGAAAAUGCGUCUGGAGCGCCGGGAUGCCCGAAUAAAUACAAUCAAUAUCAUGUGUGUGUGGAGUAUUGUUAUGAUCAUUGGGGAGAUGGUACUCCCGAAUAUAGACUCCCCGAAAAAUACGUGACAAACAAGAAUCGAAUGCUCGCCAACUUUCCGCUACCCGAUGGUUGGGUAGAGGUUUACGACGAGGGGCUCGGAAGAUAUUAUUUCUGGAAUAAGGCGACUGACGAGGUGUGCUGGUACUCACCACGUCAUCCACGUGCCAUUAUAAGUGAUCCGGCGCCGCGAAUUGCGAAAGAACACGCGGCUGUGUUAUUUGGAGAACCAGCGUAUUCGGAGGAAGACAACGCGGCUCGUCGUCGAAAUCACAGAGGAAGCGGUGGUGGCAACCGAAAUGACAGCGAUAAGCCACGUAGCAGUCAGAACGAAAGACGGAAAGAGAAACGACGUGGUGAUCCGAUGAUGCAAAACGGACCGGAUUCAGAUGAGGGCGAAUUGGAGGAAAUGAAUACGAGAGAUCGACUGAAAAGAGCGAAGAGGAAGGGAAUCGACCCGAUGGAUCCGGCUGCUUAUGGAGAUGCUCCUGUCGGAAAAUGGUCAGACGGACUACGUGUCGAUCAGGUGACCGGUGCUGACGUCACAGCCGGUGGACCAUUAUUCCAACAACGACCGUAUCCGGCACCCGGAGCGAUUCUAAGACGGCAGAAACCACAAGACGAUGAGGAGGAGUGA